UAACGCACUUUGUUCGUGGUUGGUCGCGCAACGAGCGUUGCUUUUUUAAUAAUUCCCUUGGCGCAAAUCGCGGACGUCGGUCGACGUGACGCACCAAAAGGGACGACGACAAACGACGACGGUCGAGGAGUGGAAGAUAACGAGUAAUAAUAAUCAUAUCGUCGGCGGUUUUUUUUUUUCAAACAAGCGAGGAAAAGAGAGCGAGAGUGAGUGAGUGGAUAAAGCGACCUCACUAAUCACAAAAAGAGGCAAGAAUCAGUCCGUACACACAAUUUUUCAUGUUAUUAAUGAAAAUAGUAUUAAACAUUAAGCAUAAUAAAAAGUACGAAACGGAUCGAUCAAACGACGAAAGAAGUGCAGAACACAUAAAAUAGGCAGAAACUUAAAUACAUACAUCUCGACUUCUAGAUUACAUACAAUUUGGAAAACUAAUAUUAUAUGCCAUUAAAAAUCUUGGCGAUUCACUUCGGAAUUGUUUUCGAUUAUAUCAUUACGGGCACGGAAGAUAUGUAAUUUGGACACUCUCGCCAAGUUUUCUGGGGAUCAUCGGUUUUACCCGGGCGUGACAAUUAGUGACAAUUGUUUUCCCUGGUCGUCGUUGGCGGAGAUCCAGCUGGAGGAAGAAAGCUGCCACACUCAAUCGCGCACAUAAUAAUAAUCAUAAUAAUCAAUUGUGUGAUAGCUGCGAUUAGUAGUGAUCGUUUACGCGCGCGCCCGGCUCUAGUUUUUUUUUUUGUUUAUUUGGAGUGUGGUUGUAUGAGUGUGCUAAACGAUAAUUUCCACGAUUACGUGAAGACAGUGUCAAAACAGUAAUUAGUUUAAAUUGAAGCGAUAAAUUAGUGAUGUUUAUGUGCAGUUUUUACCUCAUCGCCCGAGUCGGUAGUUGUGUUCGCCGUCUACUAUUAAUCCGGUACUCUACUUUGUCCUAGUCGGGAUACCCGCCGUGGAACUGCCGGAACAGUUGACCACGUGAUUGUGAUUGUGACCUAUCAUUACCGAAAAUUAGGAUUAGUGUAAUUAUUCCUCGGUCGGACCCUGGGCUACAACUCUACGUGCUUAUGAAUGAAACCGGCAUUCAUGAAUGAAAAUUGAUUUUAAUUAUAACAACACAAUCGCCCCUCGUCCCCGCGGUCUUAAGUGACUCCAGUGAAUUACUCCAUUUGUGGAAGAAUCAAUUAUGAGCCGCCAGAGCCGUCGAAAGUCGUGAUCAUUGAAGUGAACGCCGGCUAAUAUCCCUUUACCCAUUAUCGUUGUGUUCCUUAUCAAUUAGUUGCGUUGUGAUACACAUUAAUCAUUUUAUGUUACCGUCGGAAUCCCUGCUUCAACCCGAGAAGAUCAUCCUGUUGACACAUUAGCGCCUCUUUUCGGGUACUCAAAAUCAAAUCAUCACCUCCCGUCGUUGCGAAGGAUCAUCGGCGGGUGAGAAGCGACGGCAGUCAGUGAAUUCAACAAAAAGAGCAGGAACAGAACACAAAAUCUCAGCAGGGAGCCGACUCGGUCCGAGAACCCCAGGAAGUGUGUGAAAACAUCAACAUCGAUCGGUGGUGAAAGAGAAGAACCCAAAUAAACGCACCAACGAAAAAGUAAAACACAACAGGGAUAGAACAACUCAGCGGUAGUCUGGUCCUGAAUUAGUGAGUGAAAGGAGAGAAUCCGAGAAACACGCAUGAUCAGCGCCCAAAUGAUCUCUGCCGUAUUUGCGCGCGUUUGAGUGAUUCUGUCUUGAAAGAAAUUCGGUUGAAUCAAGAAUAAAUCGUGAGCAACUAGCGAAUACGUAGUGUUGGAAACCCAAACAAGUGUGCCCGUGAAGUGAAGUGCGUCCAAUCGUCUGAAUACCGACGCGCGAUCACAGCGUUCCGGGCUCCUCCGCGGAACCUGUGAACCACCAGUGAACAGUGAGUGACUAGUGGAACGCCAUCUUCCCAACGGCAUUACGAUUCAUUUCGAAAAAGUGGCCUCCAUCGGCGGCAACACGCUCAACUUUACGGAUCUGGGGAGCCCUUACGAGGGCCCCCCUAGCACGCCGCAGUCCGGUAUGGACGCCCCGGAAGCCCCGCACACGCCAAAGUACAUCGAUGGCGGAGCGACGGGAGCGACCGCGCCCGGCAAGUCCGCGUUCGUCGAGCUGCAGCAGCAUGGCUACGGUGGCAUCCGGAGUGGGUACCAGCAUUUCAGUGCGCAGGGCGGGCAGGAUUCGGGCUUUCCGAGUCCGCGAAGUGCCCUAGGUUAUCCCUUCCCGCCCAUGCACCAGAAUUCCUAUUCAGGUUAUCACUUAGGCAGUUAUGCACCUCCCUGCGCUAGUCCACCAAAAGACGAUUUCCUUUCGGACAAAAUCGAAGACACCGGCCUGCGGGUGAACGGUAAGGGCAAGAAAAUGCGCAAACCCCGCACCAUCUACAGUUCCCUACAGCUGCAGCAGCUCAACCGAAGAUUUCAACGAACGCAGUACCUAGCGCUACCGGAGCGGGCGGAACUGGCGGCCAGCCUCGGGCUAACGCAAACGCAAGUGAAGAUUUGGUUUCAGAACCGACGAUCAAAGUACAAGAAAAUGAUGAAAGCAGCGCAGGCACCGGGCGUCGGGGGAGGACUUCCCCUGGGUGCGCCGAACCAAGGUGGUCACAGUCCGUCGCAGCAUCAAAACAUGCACCAAGCACCCGGUGGUGGCUCCAGUAGUGGUUCGCCAUCGCACUUCCUACCUCCCGGACACAGUCCAACGCCGUCGAGUACACCGGUCUCGGAGUUGUCACCUGCCGAUCGAAUUCCAGGCCUCAGUCCGCCCUCGCAAGCACCCUGGGAGCAGAAACCCCCGCCGCACUGGGGCGACCACAAACCACCGCAGAUGGCACCGCAGACCAACCACGCACCUCCACAGCCGACCCACGCGCCCCAGAUGGGCGGCUACGUACCUCAGUACUGGUAUCAACCGGAAACGAAUCCAUCACUAUUAACCCAGAGGAACAGGGAAGCGAUGUUUGAUGAGUACUACUCCUCUAGGAUACCCAGAUUCGAGUCACAUCAAAGGGUGUGGCCAGCCGUUUAACAAAACGAGAAUGUAAAUUAUAAUUUUAACUAUUCCUAGUGUGUAAUAGAGCAAAGUUUAAUUACAAAAAAAAAAACACAAACACAUUUUGAACAUGAAACCUACAGCGAAUGGCGCAAAACGGAAGAAACAACGGAAAGAACAGUUGCAAACCAACAGGAAGUGAAACAAAAUUUAAACCUAAAAAAAAGCUGAACCCGUGAUCUGAUUAACAAGUAGUGUAUUAAAGUAGUGAAAAUUGCAAAGUAACCCAAAAACGUCGCUCAGUCCGACUCGAUGUUGAGGCCCCGGGGAGAGUGGAAUGAGAGCACACACGUGAGCUGGCAGUUCCUUUAAUCACAGCACAGUACACAUCAAAUCCGUACGAGUUAAAGAGAAAAAAAAGAAUAUAUGUAACAACGCAUGAGAGUGAGCGACGAGGUCAAUCCCCAACCUUGGCUUGAGUCGAGACAAACGGACGGAUGUCAAUCGAUCGAGUGCGAGAGAAAGCUGAGAGAAACGAGAGCUUUGUGCAAUAUUUGUAAGUGUUAAUCGUAACUGUAACUUUUGUGUUUCAUCGUUUUUAUUUUCUGAGUACUAUGAAAAGGUUGUUGAGAAUCUUUCCUCGAAGAGAGUGGAACAUAUUUGAAUCUACUUAAAACAAAACUGAAGUUUGUUGACAACGACCAGCAUACAAACAUUCCCAUAGCGAGAUCAGGCUGGUGAUUAGAAAAACGACAUUCCAAUCUUAUACGUUAGGAUUCCGUUGGCAUUUUUUUCAAUUAGACACUGGUAAUUGAAUUUCCUACAAUACAUUAAUUUCGCUGCCAUUGUACCAACAGAAAGCUUUUAACACAAUAAGCGGAGUGAAUAUUUUAUCAAGACAUCAAAUCUGACAACAGCACACAAGCGAAAUAGUGAACAUCAACACAAGCAGAGGAAACUCAUGUUUAGAAAAUCAAACUAAUAGCAAUUUCAAAUGAACAAGUUUUAACCGAUUUGCAUUAAAAACUGUAAAUACAAGACACUAUACUGGUUUGGCGGAAAAGAAUCGUCCGGGGAUUGAUUAUUUCCAAUCCAAGACAACAAAAAAAUAACAUCAAAAGACAGCGAACCAAUCGAAUUUAGACAGCGUUGAAGACGAAUAACCAUGCAAAACGAGCUAGAUUCUUAUUUCGUGGGUGUAACGAAUGGUUGUGUGCGUGCCAGAGAAGAUAUGUGAAUGAGAGAUCGAAUGAUCCAAAUUGCUCUGUAAAAACAGUACUAAUAAGCUAGAAGGAAAACACACGUUAGUGGUGAUGAUUGUGAUUAGCCGAUAAUUAAAUUAACAGAGAGCGAUGCAGACAUCUAAAGCAAAUUUGUACAUAAACAAAAAACACAUUUACGAUACAAAAAAUCAAUACAAGGAUGUAAUUAAGUUAAACAAUUGUAUUAAAAUAUUUAAAAAUGAUUUGCGAGUAAGUGACACUGCUACCCUAGGAGAAAAUGGAAAUCCAACAGAGCAAAUGGGUAAUUUUGCGAGCGACGAGUACAGUGCGUAGGGAAAUUGAUUUGAAAUUUUAGCAAACCAAUAAUCUUGAAUGAGAAAAAAGCAAAAUACAAAGAUUUAAUUGAUUGGACGAAAGUGAGAUUUUCUUUCGAUGAGAAAAAAAGUUUGGAAAAAUUAAGUAUAACAAAGAAUAAUAAAAGCUUGCAAGUGCAGGGCGCACCUCGAAUGGGAAAGAUAAUCUCUGUGGGAGUCGUAUGUAGGUGAUAAGAAUUGUUUAUUAUUAUAUUAUAAUGAUAUAAUGUAAUGAAAAUUAUAUUAUGAGAAAAUCCUGUAACGAUUGUGAAUGUAAAUUGCAAAAUUCGAAAACGGUAUUAAAAUAUUAUUUUAAAAAUUUAA
Messenger RNA from Aedes aegypti (yellow fever mosquito), 4904 nucleotides. It is a transcript of the gene Dll, whose product is annotated as homeotic protein distal-less. The coding region runs from base 2036 to 3040 and encodes 334 amino acids. Gene Ontology annotation, biological process: regulation of transcription by RNA polymerase II. The transcript is spliced from 8 exons. The record is from RefSeq and is a predicted model, not a curated record. Gene Ontology annotation, molecular function: RNA polymerase II cis-regulatory region sequence-specific DNA binding; DNA-binding transcription factor activity, RNA polymerase II-specific. Lineage: Eukaryota; Metazoa; Arthropoda; Insecta; Diptera; Culicidae.